UCAGCCGAUUGGAUGGCAUUUGGAGACGAUGAUAUUCUUUCAAUCCCAUUCAAGUAUUUCGUUAUCUGUAUCGGAGGUCUACCAUCUUCAGCACUUUUAAUAUGUGUUAUAUUAUCUCUUCUACUGCACUUUGAUCAGGCAACAUCUACACAUUGUGAAGUUGCCAACUGGUUACCAUCCAUAUCAGCUGCAGUCUCAACGUAUACACCUGAAAAGUAUAUUUGGAGAAUUCUAAUCGGAUUGCAUAUUGGACCCCGAUUGGUAGUUGCAAUUGCAUUCAGAAACUUUUUAUUGGGAUCUCCUCUACGACCUCUUACUGGACAUAAAAGGCUUCGGUUUUUGUGCAAUUUGGCUUGCUUUCUCAAUCUUCUAGAGAAUUUCUUCCUUCUGGCAUUAACAUCGAUUUCAUCAAGUGAAGAUCACUCUCUUCAUGCUAAAUGCUUCGGUGGAUUUGCUAUUUGUUCGAUUAUAUACAUGCUUUUGAGCACAUGGCUUUUCAAUGAAACUGGAAGGAGAACUGCAACAAAUUUGGGUCAACGUUCGCACGAAUAUAAAAUCCUGGGAGCUGCUAUUUUCGUUCUAUGCUUUUUCCUUGGAGCAUAUCUUUAUUGGAGGCAUAACACGUACUGCGAGCCAGGAAUUUACACGCUCUUCGCACUUGUCGAGUACUCUGCCGUUUUAUCAAACAUUUUCUUCCAUUGUACUCUAUAUUAUGACUUCCAUGGCAAAAAUAUUGUGUUAACCUCAUCGUUUGGAGGCGGACACUACAACCUUCUGCCAACUCAAAUCGAUAAGGAUACGUAACAAUUGAUGGGUCCUGAUGUGAUGACAGUUUUAUUGCAUGAUAUAAUAAUAUAUAUUUAUUUAUUCCAAUAUUUAUUGUUUCGAAAAGCUUCUAAUUUUUCGGUUUGCUUCGGGUUUUAAAAAUAUGUUUCACUUGCAUUUUCUCAUAUAAAUGGUUUUCAAA
Caenorhabditis elegans is the source of this 967-nucleotide messenger RNA. It is a transcript of the gene pgap-2, whose product is annotated as Post-GPI attachment to proteins factor 2. Gene Ontology annotation, cellular component: Golgi membrane; endoplasmic reticulum membrane. The record is from RefSeq and is marked reviewed. Lineage: Eukaryota; Metazoa; Nematoda; Chromadorea; Rhabditida; Rhabditidae. Bases 13 to 804 code for a protein of 263 amino acids. The transcript has 4 exons.